Molecule: messenger RNA, 932 nt
Organism: Closterium sp. NIES-67
Lineage: Eukaryota; Viridiplantae; Streptophyta; Zygnematophyceae; Desmidiales; Closteriaceae
Source: the annotation of a GenBank genome assembly
CCGCCCACUCAGUUCCCCUUUUCCGCCAUCCCUUCCGCGUAAGCUCCCGCGGCUCUCACGUUCCGCCGCGCGCUUUUGAGUAGAGCUGACCAAAAAGCGCCUUCACUCAAACAGCACGAGGGCUGUCCGCCUUGGAGUCUGCUGAGCACCGAGUCUCACUCAACUCCAUUCCUCCGUCAUCCCGCCUGCUUCCCUCUGCUUCUCUCCUGUGCCGCUUCUCCCAGGCGCCUAUCGCGUCUUACCCCUAGAUCCAGUGUUGAUUGAGAGAUGGCGUCCGCGGUCGUCGUAGCUCCCUCAAUUGGCGGCCUCGCGUCAUCACGUGCCGCUGCGACUGUGUCUCCCGCGUCACAUUGCGUGCGACGGCAUGCGACGGCAACACUGUCGCAUCCGCUUCGCACACGCGGCAUUCGGGGGCUGCGAUCGGACAGCUUCAGGGGCAAGUCGACGAGAGCAGCGGCGAGCAGCCAAUCAGCGUUCUCCGUCCAAUGCAACCUCGUGCGCAAGGUGAGCGGGAAGGAGCUGGACGAGCUGUUGUCGGGGGAUCGGCCGCUGCCCAUGGUGAUCGACUUCUACGCCACGUGGUGCGGCCCGUGCAUCCUGCUCGCGCAGGAGCUGGAGCAGCUGGCGGUGGAGUACCAUGGCGAGGUGCUGUUCCUCAAGGUGGACACGGACGAGGAGUACGAGCUCGCCAACCAGCUCGAGAUUCGUGGGCUGCCCACAGUGGUGUUCGUCAGCAAGGAUAAGUCAAAGCUUGCCGUGCGGACAGAGGGGCUGCUACCCAUUCCCUCUAUAAAGCAGCUCAUUGAGGAGAUGUAGAAGCAUUCGCUGUCUCAAAAAGUUGACAUUAGUUAGAAUUAUUCUUGUACCCGUAGUUGCAACACUGCAUUCGCCUACGAAGAUCGGAUUGAAAACUGAUGGGCAACGAAGAAGAG